Messenger RNA from Cygnus atratus (black swan), 925 nucleotides. RefSeq names its product ETS homologous factor (gene EHF). Gene Ontology annotation, molecular function: sequence-specific DNA binding; DNA-binding transcription factor activity, RNA polymerase II-specific. The transcript is spliced from 8 exons. The coding region runs from base 4 to 900 and encodes 298 amino acids. NCBI's taxonomy places the organism in Eukaryota, Metazoa, Chordata, Aves, Anseriformes, Anatidae. Gene Ontology annotation, cellular component: nucleus. Gene Ontology annotation, biological process: cell differentiation; regulation of transcription by RNA polymerase II. The record is from RefSeq and is a predicted model, not a curated record.
AUCAUGAUUUUGGAAGGAGCUGGCAGAAUGAGUAUCAAUUCCAGCAGCAACCUACUCCACCAGCAGCCUUCCUGGACAGACGGAUAUUCCACAUGCAAUGUGUCCAGCAGUUUCUAUGGAACCCAGUGGCACGAAAUACACCCGCAGUACUGGACCAAGUUUCAGGUCUGGGAGUGGUUGCAGCAUCUCCUUGAUACCAACCAACUGGAUGCCAACUGCAUACCCUUCCAAGAGUUUGAUAUCAACGGGGAACAUCUGUGCAGCAUGAGUCUGCAGGAAUUCACUCAGGCAGCUGGGACAGCAGGGCAGCUGCUCUACAGCAACCUUCAGCACCUAAAAUGGAAUGGUCAGUGUGGAAGUGACAUGUACCAAUCGCAUAAUGUCAUUGUCAAGACAGAACAAACAGAUCCAUCAUUAAUGGUGUCCUGGAAAGAAGAGAAUUACCUGUAUGACAGUGGCUAUGGUAGCACAGUAGAGCUAUUGGACAGUAAAACGUUCUGUCGUGCUCAGAUCUCCAUGACGACACCUAGUCACCAGCCUCCUGAUUCUUCAGAUGUGAAAAAAACACAAGAUCAUACCCCAAAGUCCCACACCAAGAAGCACAACCCUCGAGGAACUCAUCUCUGGGAAUUUAUUCGAGAUAUUCUUCUCAAUCCUGAGAAAAACCCAGGAUUAAUCAAGUGGGAAGACCGGUCAGAAGGCGUCUUCAGAUUUUUAAAAUCCGAAGCUGUGGCUCAGCUCUGGGGGAAGAAGAAAAACAACAGCAGCAUGACUUAUGAGAAACUCAGCCGGGCUAUGAGAUAUUAUUAUAAAAGAGAAAUCCUGGAGCGUGUGGAUGGUCGCAGAUUAGUAUAUAAAUUUGGAAAGAAUGCCCGUGGCUGGAGAGAAAAUGAGAAUUAAAUACGUCAGGAAAUAACAUUUAAAA